Molecule: messenger RNA, 597 nt
Organism: Lathyrus oleraceus (garden pea)
Lineage: Eukaryota; Viridiplantae; Streptophyta; Magnoliopsida; Fabales; Fabaceae
Exons: 1
Coding region: 1-597 (198 amino acids)
Source: RefSeq, a predicted model, not a curated record
AUGGCCCAACUGGUUAAUAGGGUCCGACAGUUAGAAAGUUUGAAGGAAGAAAAGGAUAGGGAAAAUAAAGGUAAAAGGGUAGCCUAUGUCGAUUUCAGAAAUGAGGAUGAAGGGUCAUGUCAUGGACUUUUAGACUUCGAUGAUAACGAGAUCGACCUUGCUGAAUUGAAGCAAGGGCCACCGUACGCGUGUAAAUUUUUGGCCCCUUCGAAUGGAAAAAACCAUGUCGAACCAAAAAAGAAUGAUAAAUUUCCCAAGAAAACUUAUACUUUGGAUGUUACAAAGUGUGAAGUAAUUUUCGACUUGUUAGUUAAGGAUGGUCAAAUGAUAGUACCUCUGGGUGCUAAAGUACCUCCUUUAGAACAGAGAAAGAAAAUAGGGUUUUGCAAAUACCAUGGUUUUCUGGGUCAUAAAACGUCUCAAUGUUUUCUUUUCAGGGAUCUUGUGCAGAACGCCAUCCAAGAAGGGAGACUCAAAUUUGGAGACAAAACACGGAGCCAGAUGAAGAUCGACUUUGAUCCUCUGCAAGUAGUUGAUGCCCAUUAUACCGAGCCAGAGGAAGUGAAUCUAGUCGAAGCACUGAUGAUUUCGACAUAA